Messenger RNA from Xyrauchen texanus (razorback sucker), 1305 nucleotides. RefSeq names its product complex I intermediate-associated protein 30, mitochondrial-like. Lineage: Eukaryota; Metazoa; Chordata; Actinopteri; Cypriniformes; Catostomidae. The record is from RefSeq and is a predicted model, not a curated record. Gene Ontology annotation, biological process: mitochondrial electron transport, NADH to ubiquinone; mitochondrial respiratory chain complex I assembly. The transcript is spliced from 5 exons. Gene Ontology annotation, cellular component: mitochondrion. The coding region runs from base 382 to 1293 and encodes 303 amino acids.
UUCACUUUGGAAAACAACAGUGGCGCUUGCAAGGGGAAACACGUUCUUCAAAUAAUCAAGUUAUUAUUUGGAAUAUUCACCUGCCGAUUAUCUGAAAAUAUAAUGUUAUUUAUUUUGUUAGUGUAGUGCGUGCUGGAAACUGUGAGAGAUUUCUGUUGUCGGUAGGAACUUAACCACGGCGACUGCUCGUUUCUAUAAGGAAAAAUAUAUGACGCACCGUAAUGCCGCAUGUGGCCUCUCAAUAAUUGAGGGUCACAAAUAAUUGCUUUGUAAGACUAACGUACUUUGACGUGUUUAUAAUACGACCAGUGUGAUGACCCUCGGUGUUUGUAUCUUAAAUCUCACCAGUGGAUUUCUGAACUGAUCACAAGAGGAACUCAAAUGGCUGUACCAAGAACAACAUUCAAAACUCUGUUUGGAGUUCAUAAUGUCAUUAACAGACAGUCAUUUCCACCCAUCCUCACCUGCUCUAUACUGAACACCAGGAGUGUCUAUGAACGAGAUUACCGCAGACCAGGCCAGCCAUUGGACACCCGCUGGCCCUGGCAAAAAAUACGCUUUGAUUUCUCUAAAGGCGUGGAUGGUAUUAAGAAGCAGUUUUGGCUGUUACAUGAUGAAUUUGUCCAGCGCUGGACUGGGCCAAAGGGAAAGCCAUUAAUAGAGCAUAUUCUGGAGCAAACCCGGGUCCAGUGGGAGUUCCGUGGACCCGAGAGUCUAAAUCAGUGGAUCGUGUCAUCUGAUCAGGAGAUUGGGGGCUGCAGCGUGGCAUAUCUUAAAUUGAGCAAAAACGAUUCCACUUGUUUGCUAUAUGGGACAUUGUGCUCCACGCCUCCCCGUGAUGGAGAGACUCGAUACAGUGGAUACUGCACUCUGCGCUCCAAACAACUGCUGGCAUCAUUUGACAGAAAAAUGCACUGUGACUGGUCAAAUUUCAACACUUUACACAUGCGUAUCCGUGGAGAUGGGAGACCAUGGAUGGUAAACAUUUCAGCUGAGACCUACUUUUCUCAUCAGAGAGAUGACAUUUACAGUUAUUUUCUGUACACCAGAGGUGGACCUUUCUGGCAGGAUGUCAAGAUUCCAUUCUCCAAGUUUUUCCUUUCCAGUCGGGGAAGAAUACAAGAUGAUCAGCAUGCCCUCUGGUUAGACAAGGUUAAGAGUAUUGGUUUUACGUUGGGGGACAAAGCAGACGGCCCAUUUCAGCUAGAGAUUGACUUCAUCGCGCUUUAUAACGAUCGUGCCCACACAGAAGAGUUUGCAUAUGAGCUUUACAAGAGAAACCCAGAAGUCUGACUGGACUAAACU